Manacus vitellinus (golden-collared manakin) is the source of this 831-nucleotide messenger RNA. RefSeq names its product tetraspanin 32 (gene TSPAN32). Gene Ontology annotation, cellular component: membrane. The record is from RefSeq and is a predicted model, not a curated record. The transcript has 8 exons. Lineage: Eukaryota; Metazoa; Chordata; Aves; Passeriformes; Pipridae. Bases 41 to 769 code for a protein of 242 amino acids.
UGGAGGGACCAACUGCAGCUCUCUCUGGGAACAAGCUGCCAUGGGACUGAGGUGCGGGAUGAGGACCACCAAGUGCCAGCUGCUGGUGACCAGCCUCUGUGUCAUGCUGCUGGGGCUAUCCGUUGCCACGCUGAGCACAGUUACCCACUAUGGGCUCCAUUUUACCCUCAUCAGCGAUAUCUCCCUGGAUGGCAACUCCUACAGGGUUAUCCACUACAGAGCUUUCUACUUUGGGAUCUGCCUCAGCAUGACCCUGAUCCUGGCAGCCCUGCUGAGCUCUGCCGCCACGGUGCGGGAAUCGCAGUGCCUCACCGCCAUGGGAUUUUUCUGUUUUGCUCUGGCCUUCUGCGGAUUGAUCCCAGCUGCCUGCUGGAGAUACACACACAGCACGGAGGUAGAAGACAGCAUGAUGGAUGUGUAUGAUUUUGUGUACGAGGAGGUGAGGAGGAACACCUCCAGCUCCAGGAGGCACGAGUUGACUGCCAUCCACAAAGCAUUCCUGUGCUGUGGGAAGCACUCUCCUUUUGGGGACACAAACAACGUUGAGCACCAGACAUGCCCACCCGACCAGGCACACAGUACAGGACAGGACUGCCUGCAAGAGAUCCAAGACUUUCUGAAGAAGCACAUGGACUUCGUCUUCUCGCUCCUGGGCAUCGCCAUUGGCUUCACGGUUUAUGGAAUGAUCCUAUCUUCAUUCCUCUGGUUCUCCAUCCACUUCAGCAGCAAUCUGGACCGGAAAGGCAAAUACAUCCUGCGAGAGAGGUAGAAACCCGAUGCCUGGGCAUCUCUACCAGGUAGAGCCAGCUCUUAACACAGGAAAACGUCUGA